Tyto alba (common barn owl) is the source of this 2658-nucleotide messenger RNA. RefSeq names its product chromosome unknown C10orf105 homolog (gene CUNH10orf105). Bases 252 to 668 code for a protein of 138 amino acids. The record is from RefSeq and is a predicted model, not a curated record. The transcript is spliced from 3 exons. NCBI's taxonomy places the organism in Eukaryota, Metazoa, Chordata, Aves, Strigiformes, Tytonidae.
UCUCCCACCCCUCCGUUGCCCUCCAGAAGGGAGGAGGGGGGCUGGCAGCCGGCAGAGCGAGUGCGAGAGGCGGCAAGGCAGGCGUGCGGGAGGCAAAGCCCGGGCUCGGCCGGCCAGUGAGAGGGCAGACCUGUCUCUGACCCAUGGAAACGGCCACAUCUCCCCAGAGCCUCCGAGCUCUGACCAGGCUGAUACAGUCCUUGCCCUGAGGCUGCCAGCAUCGCAGCUUUGAAUUCUCCAGCCCAGGGAAGAUGAGCACGGGGGACGCUGGCAACGGGACCUCUGCCACCUCCCCUCUCCUCGGGCUUCUGGUUUCAACCACCGAGCUGGUCCUGCCCAGUCCCGCAUCCCCCGAGAAGGCAGACCCGCUGCCCAUCAUCGUCGCGCUCGUCUGCAUCUUCCUCCUCCUGGCAACCUUCCUCAUCUUUGUCACUCUCUGCAAGCCAGCGGCGCUGGACCAGUUCGGCUCCGGGCCCCGGGAGUGCAUGCCCCAUCACCCGGCGGAUGCCAGCGAGCCCCGGCUGAGGCUCUGGAAGCGGCUGGGCUCCCUGCGACGCUCCAUCAACACCUUCAGGAGGAGUCGGCCGGUGUCCCAAAUCCAGCUCACCUGCCCCAGGAGCUCCCUCGCUAGCCAGGACUGGGCCACCGUGGAGUCCACCAAAAUGUGAUCCUGCUCUGUGGGAACUAAACCACCCCACCCCGCUAUUCUUGCUCAAGCUUUUGGUUCAGGCUCAGUUCCCUCUUCCAACAGCCCACAGUAUCCUGGGCAUCCCGGCAGUGUCCCUCUGAGCAGCUCAUUUCCAAGCAGCAGCUCUGCAAGGUGACAGCAGAUUUUGCUGUUUCAAGUUCCUGAAUGCUUUCCAGGUUACUGUUUCCUGGCAGGAAAGGUGGAGGCAUCCGAACUCCACCCACACACAGCUAUCACUGGGCAGUUCAAAAAAUAUUGCUGCUUAAUUUCUUUUGGAAAACAUCGUGCAAGUUGCGAGACACCUGAACAAACAGCCUGGGUGAGAGCAAAGCAACCUGGCUGCCUAACAAAUACGGCCUUAAAGAGAGGCAUCCCGGUGCAAAAGUGCUCCACAAAAAGCAAUCCUCGGCUGAGAUUGCCCCCUGAGAUGUCCCCCUGAGCAGAUGGAGGAAGGCUCGUGCCCCCUGCUAGUCCCUGUCUCCCCCCUCCCCAUGCAACGAGCCGUGAGUUGCUGCGGUUGAUGCUCGGAAGGAUGCACGCUACAGCUGUCUGCUGGAAACCUGCUUCAAUAAAUGAGCAGCAGGAGCAGGUAAACACGCCUGUAAAUACAUUAAAGAGGCCUUUUGAAGCUCACAGCCGCUGCCAGCUUGGAAAGCCACCAUGCAAGGCUGAGCUGCUCAUUUCUGCUGGGAAAGGGUACAACAGCCAGCAGGUAAUCUGAUGUGCUUGAAGAAAUCAGUAGGAAGAAGAAGAAGCGGUUUAAAUCUUCCAGGUCUGCAGCUCACACUGCAUUCAGCCAUCAUGUUCACCCCUUUGGGUGAAGUCUCCAGGCCCGGAGAGGCCCUGUGGUGAACACCAAACCCCAUCUCUCUGGAUUUCACGUGGUUUCUGACCCUUGCGAGGUGCAGCUCUGCAUGAGGACCUCCCCAGGCUGCCUGGGACAUUCCUGCUCUCCUCCAGCCCUGGGCUGCCUGGCUUUCAGAGAACGGGAUGGGGGAAACCUUCCAAAACUCUUUUGUUGCCAUGAGGAUGUGGGGAUGUAUUUGAAGGGGGGAGAACUUUGGUACAAAUGGUUUGCACUGAAGGUGUAAAUUCAACUAAACCCAGGUGACUGCCCGUUUCCAUUUCCCUCUGUUUUUGUUCUGUGGAAAACAAACUUCCCACAAAUACUGGCUCUCUUUUGCCAUGGGCUUCCAAGGGCAUCUCCCUCUUUUGGGAAGCGUGCUCUGAGAAGAAGAACGUUGAUGUCAGACUCGUGUUUCCUUCAUUCACAGUCUCUCAACUUGAAAAAAAGGCUGCGUUUUAGGACAUGGCUGGGCUCCUCUCUGCCUGCACAGCUCUGCCCUGGCUGCAGAUGCCUGACCCCAGAGACAGGCGCGGUGCUACAGGCAUCGUGUACACUGUACCCGUGGCACAACAGGUGACAAGGAGCCGCGGGGCUUGCGCUUGGGGACAGGCUGCCCCGAGCACCACGCACGGCUCCCAGCAAAGCUUUGUUGCGAGAGGCAAAAGGCUCCUUUCUUCUCUCCCGGUGACUCACCCUGCCAUCGAGAGCCAGGGACAAAGCUACCCCUUUCCCUGUGAUGGGAGAGGUAUUCAAGGCAGGAGGAGCCUUCCCAGGGCCCUCUGCAAAGAGCCUUUGGUGCCCGCUCCAGAAGAGCCCUGGGUUUGAAGGGAUGCUGGAAGCCCUCGGAGGCUGAGUGAAUGCCUGCAUUCAUUCAGCGCUCACUGAGCCAUUCAGCUCUGCCCACCGCUCCCUCAAAGAGGAACAAAAAUGAAAGCAAAGUCCAAAUGAUUUUCUCCCUCAGUUCCAACCUCCCCCCCGCCCCCCCCCCCCAAGCAUCUAUGCACUCUUCUCCCUCCCCCUUGAGAUCUCCGCUCUUGGCCCCUUUUCUGCUGGGAGGAGGGAGAAAGCAAGGAUGCAGCCAGGCAAAGGGGCCUCGCCAACACACAGCUUGGGUUUUGCUCCU